Messenger RNA from Physeter macrocephalus (sperm whale), 795 nucleotides. Its product is annotated as syntaphilin. Lineage: Eukaryota; Metazoa; Chordata; Mammalia; Artiodactyla; Physeteridae. Bases 309 to 602 code for a protein of 97 amino acids. The transcript is spliced from 2 exons. The record is from RefSeq and is a predicted model, not a curated record.
GGUCCGGGGGCCUGGCUUAUAGCAUAGAGGACUCAGUGCUGGGCCGAGCCAAUUAGGAGGCCCUGCCCCAGUGUCAGUGACCUUGGGCGAGGCCUUUGUUCUCUCUGGGGCACAUUCACUCAUCUGGAGGACACGGGGUUGGACUGAUGAUUUCUGCCCGCCCUGAGGCUCUGAUGAUCAUGAUUUUAAGUUGGGUGGUGGGGUGAGAGCCUGCUAAAUUUGUUGGUGGAGGGAGCUGUGGCCAGAGCCUGGCCUGCCAGCCCCCCUCUCAGUCCUGGGUGUCCUGCUGAAGGGUGAGAGGAGAAGCCAUGCCGGGCAGCGGCCCCAGCGAGAGGAUGACGUGGCCGGGCCCAGCCACCCCCGCGGCCCCCCCAACCCACCCUCUCUCCUCAGCCCCGGGGACACCGCCCAUCCCGCCCCUCACCCGGACCCACAGCCUCAUGGCCAUGUCCCUGCCAGGCAGUAGACGGGCCUCUGCUGGAUCCCGCAGGCGCACCUCUCCCCCCGUGAGCGUGCGGGAUGCCCACGGCACCUCUUCCCUCAGCAGCAGCAGUAACUCGGGCUCCUGCAAGGGAAGUGACAGCAGCCCCACGCCCAGGUAACCAGCCACUCCCUCCCACCCGGCCCGGCCGAGCUGGCUGGGACCUUGAGUGCCCUGGGGGUCGGGGGAGGUGGGCGUUCUAAUCAUCCCCAACUCUAGCACACGUCCCGGCUGUGUGACCUGGAGCAGGUCACUUCUCUCUGAGCCUCAGUUCCCAUCUGUAAGACGGGUAUGAUCAUACCCAGCUGCACGUA